This is a messenger RNA of Acanthopagrus latus (yellowfin seabream), 5908 nucleotides long. It is a transcript of the gene mia3, whose product is annotated as MIA SH3 domain ER export factor 3. The transcript has 28 exons. The record is from RefSeq and is a predicted model, not a curated record. Gene Ontology annotation, molecular function: protein binding. NCBI's taxonomy places the organism in Eukaryota, Metazoa, Chordata, Actinopteri, Spariformes, Sparidae. Bases 96 to 5390 code for a protein of 1764 amino acids. Gene Ontology annotation, biological process: protein secretion; vesicle cargo loading; endoplasmic reticulum to Golgi vesicle-mediated transport. Gene Ontology annotation, cellular component: endoplasmic reticulum membrane; endoplasmic reticulum exit site.
CACCCAGCCGGAUCUGAUCUGCUGACGUGUCGGCUCCUUGUGGCCAGUGCUCAUGCUCCAGCAGCAGAACCAAGCCAGUCCACAAAACUGCCAACAUGGCAGCAAAACACUUCUACCGACAAGGAUUUUUAUUACUUUUAUUUAAUUUUAUUUCCACCGCAGCCUUGGAGAAACGUUUCUCCGACUUUAAAAGAUGUGCCGACGAGGAGUGCAGCAUGCUUCUUUGUCGGGGAAAAGCUGUGGCAGAUUUCUCAGGACCAGACUGUCGGUUUUUGUCCUUCAAGAAAUCUGAAACUAUCUAUGUAUACUACAAAUUGUCAGGCAGAAGGACCGACAUGUGGGCCGGAAGUGUCGGGAGUGUCUUUGGCUAUUUCCCAAAGGAUCUUCUUGCAGUUAACCACAUUUAUACUGACAAAGAACAUGAAAUUCCAGCAGAGGAAACAGAUUUUGUCUGUUUUGACACUGGCUUUGAUAGGUUUAACAACUAUGACAUAGAUUUACUCCUAGGCUCCUCAGUGCAGGAGGAUGAUAGUGAAAAUAAGGGAACAUCUGACCAAAGCCAAGUGUUGGAGAAUGCACAGGAAGAAACACAGCCAUCAGAGGAUGAGGCUUCUGACAGUGAAACACAAAAUGAGCUUCAUGAUAGCUCUGAGGAUCUUGAUAAAGUCCCAGAUGAUCAAAGUGCCUCUUUAACAGAACCUGAAAUUGAAACUGAAUUACCUUUUACAAAAAAUGUAGAGUCCAAAGCAGCAACUGAAAGAGCUGCAGAAGACACAGAAGUUGUGCAAGAAAACCCAGACAAGUCUGUUCUUGAAAAUGUUUGGUCAGAGACGAGUGAAACCAAAGAUACGCCUGCAAAAUCUGAAGUAAAUUCUCUGGUCAAAGUUGAUGUUGUUUCAGAAGAUGACCCAGUCUCGAUUUCUGAGGAAGUUAAAAUCCCUGAGUUAAAAACCACACUUGGAACAACUUUUGAUGCUGUCACCACUGAUGAAGACAUCACCAAGAAUGUAACUCCAUAUGAAGAGGAGGAGAGCGAAUAUGUGGACGAUCCUCCCGAAGAAGAUGUCGAUGUUAUAGUUGGAACUCCGCUGUUGCCUUUCUCUGACAAAAAAGCAAAUACUCCAGCAUCUGAUCCCCUCAAAGAGCAUCAGAGUCCCCCAACAACAGAUGAGCAUAAACCAGAGACCACAGAGGAGAAGAACAUGUGGACAACAUUUGGAGAUGCUGUCUUUGCAGUUGUAACUGGGGGAGAAACUACAGCGCAUGAUGUGAGCUCGGAGGAAGACGAAGACGACGAUGAGGAAGAAGAAGCUGCUUUAAAAACCCCUCAGCAUUUUGAGGAAGCAAAGAAAGAUAUGGACAAACUGGUUUCAGUAGAAACACCAGAAGAUCCAGAGAAGGAAGAGCCAGUUCAUCAAGAUCCUCCAUUCAACUUUGUAAAGACAGAUAAUGAAGAAGCCAACAGUGACUCUGAGGCUGAUGGGGAAGUGAUUGGACCCAAGGACACUUUGGAGGAAACCUUGAAACCCACAGAGGAGAAAACAAUACCAAUGGAUCUAGUAUCACAAGAGGAUACUUCUGCUGUUCCUGAGGCUCAACAGUCAGGUGUUAAAACAGCAGAUGAACCCUUUGAGCACAAAGAAGAAGAGGAGGAGGAAGUAGUGUUCAAAGAUUCAGAGGACGACCAUGAUGCUGCAGGUAUACAGGACAGUCACUUUGCAAAGGAACAGCAUGAGGAUUUCGACAAUGAACUGGCAGAAAACGAAACGGCCACUGAUCAAGAAUUGGCCGGUGCAGAAACUGAAACACAUCUGGACCCACUCGCUAAAGAGAAUUCAGAUGUCAAUAGUGAUGAAACAACAAUAGAAGACAGCCUCCCUAAUCAGACACAUGACCAUUUAGUCACAGAUUUAGAGAGUAAUAAUAGUCAACCAGAAUUACCCGUGGAGGAACCAGAGAUUCAUGAGGAGUUGGAACAAGUAAUGGAUGCAGAGAAAGAGGAGGAGAAGGAAGAAUUACUUGAUGAUGAAAAUGCACUUCUUUCCUCACAGUCAAAUGGCACAGACUCUGACAAACCCUCACCCGAAGAUUCGCUGCCCACUGUGUCGACUCCAGAGCCAGAGUACAGCGAUAGCGUGUUGAGACUCACUAUUCUCCGAGAUCACUUCACGGAGGAGAAAAUGGAGCGGAUCCAGAAGCUUCUGGGUCUCGCGAAUCUCUUCAGAGUGGAAGCCAUGUUCUCUGACUUGGACAUAGAAAUGCAGGCCACCCGCCUGUCACACACCGGUACCACGCAAGACAUUGAAAAUGCACUGGAGGGCAUCCUGGAAGCUUCUGAGAACACUAUCCUGGACGAGAUUGAGAAGAUGCUGGAUGACCAGGGAACGAAACAGCAUUAUAACCAACAUAUGGACACAGAUGAGGAGACUGAAAUACUGGAUGACUUCCAGGAGCUCGCGUUCAGCCUGCGACAGAAGUAUUCAACAGCCAGUGACAGCGCGCCUUUGGCAAUGGAGAAAGCCUCAUCUGUUGACCAAGAUGAACAUGAAUUACACAUUAAAGAUGACACACCCCACAUUGUUGAAGAAGAAAAGGUUGACGUCACCCCUGAGACUGAGAGUGACAACAACCUCACAGUAGCAGAUCACAAGGAAAGCCCAGCAGAGACUAACGAGGAGCAGAUAGUUUUGGAUGAGGUACACGGUGGACCGGAUGUCAGUGUGAAGGAGGAUGGCAGACACUUUAAUAAAAACAAAGACAGUCAGCCAAGCUUCAGCGCGUCAGAGGAGAUGCAGAAAGUCCCUCAAGCCACCCUGGAAAAUCCCUUGGACAUGGGCCUUGGUGUUGAGGUUGAUCCCUCACCUUCAGGCUCUGUGGACACCAUGGAACCAGUGCCUGAAAUUCAAGAGGAAGAAGUGGGAUUAUUUUCAAAUGGAGUUGUUUACAUGGGCUGCAUCCUUUCAAUGGUGAAGAGUAAAAUUACAGAAUGGACGAUGGAGAUUAUCUCACUACUCCCAGAAGAGUGGAAGCCGGGGGAAACCUUGUAUGGCUGUCCUUGGCAAGCUGUUGUCAUCACCACUUUGAUUGGAGUAGUGACCUUCACGCUCUUCUUCUGGAGGACCGUGUUGGCAGUGAAGAAGAGAGAAUACCUUGUGGAUGAAAAAAAGCUGGCAGAACAAAUUCAGGCACUCAAAAAAGAGAAGAAUGAUGCUGUCACCAAAAUGUCUGAGCUCCAGAAACAGGCUGAAAAACUGAAAGAAAGUCAAAAACAGUCAAAAGAAAAAGUUAGUACUACAAUGAAAAGAAUACAAGACCUUGAGAGUAAAGUUUUGGAGGCAGAGACACUGAACAAUAACAUGGCAGAGGAAAAGAACAAAUAUGUGAAACUACUUGAAGAGGAGAGGGCAAACUGUCUGCAAAAUGAAACCAGGAUUGAGAAAUUGGAGAAGUCAAACGAGAAGCUACAGCUCAGCAGGAAAAAGAUUCAGGAAGCUCUCGCUAAGACUACUGUCCUCCUGGAUGAGGCCAAGAUACGGGAGGAUGCCCGAAACGUUCAGCAUAAAUGUCUUGAGAAAGAUUAUGCAGCACUUAAAGAAGAAAAUAAAACUCUAAAAGUCAAUAUCAAGGGCUGGGAGGACAAACAUAAGGAGCUGAACGAGCAGAUUAAAGUCUAUCAGAAAGCCCAGAAAGAGUUGGAGGACUCUGUGGUGCUCAAAGAUCACAACGUAGAGGUGCUGUCUGAACUUCUGGCAGACCUGGAUGCUUGUGAUUCCCAAAAGGGUGACAACAAAGUUUUAGCCAAUGGAGAAUUUGCACCUGACAAGAAGACAGCCAUAAAGAACCGGAUCAAACAGAUGAUGGAUGUUUCUCGGGUCCAGACCACUCUCUCUGUGGUUGAAGAAGAGCGUGACCGCUUCAUGAGCAAGCUGCUCAAUGAAGAAAAGACUAGAAAGUCACUGGAAGAGCAACACCAGGAGCUCGAGCACGCAAUCGCAACCCUCAAAAGCGAGAAGAGCCAUGUUGAAAACCAGUUCAAAAUCCUUCAGCAGAAAAAUGAAAUCAUGGUUGAAAUGUAUCAGCAGAAGGAAAACGCCUUGCAGCAGAGAUUAACCAAGGAAGAGUUGGAGCGACGCAGCAAAGAGAAUAUGCUUACUGAGGUGGGAGGAAAAGCUGUCGAAGCCGAGGAGCAGGUUAAACUCUUACGGCAGCGCAUUAAUGAAAUGGAGGAGCAGAUGAAGAAAACUGAGGAAGUCUAUAAAGAGCAGAUAAAAGAACAGGAAAACAAAACUCACUCCAACUGGGUAAAUGCUCGUAAUGCAGAGCGAGCUCUCAAUCAAGAGAAGCUCGAAGCAUCAAAGCUCCGUGAAAAACUGGCUGUACUGACCUCCCAGCUGAAUGAGCGCCGCGCUCCUCUCUUCAGACCGAACUCCGGACAAAAUGCAGGCCCUCGCCAAGGUGAUUCAUAUGGUCCCUCUCCUGUGAGUGGGGGUGCACCAUCCCCUCCACUAAUGAUAGAGGGUCCCAGGCGCCCUCCCUCUGCCCCAGUGGGCCGAAGAAUUGACCCGUAUGGUCCACGACCUCCAUCAGACCCACAUGGCCGUUACCCUGACAACAAACACAUAUCUGGGAUGGACAUGAUGGGCCCCCGUAGCUCCUCACCUGCUAACAUGGACGGAUCUACACAAGCAGUAGAUCCACAGAUAAAAGCAGAGACACAGGCUGAGGCCUCCACAGAGAGUCCAGAGCCAGGCCCUGGAUCCUUCCUAGUAUCUCCGAUCAGGGACUCGCCAGGCCCCAUGCCCCAAGGACCUCCACCCGGCCCCGGGCCCCAUGACCAGCUCCCCCCUUCUGGACCCCACGGCCGUCUGCCACCUCCUGGACCUUACAGACCGCCACGACCCGGCCUCUAUCACCUCCCGCCUGGUCCUCAUGGGCCGCCUCUUCCAGCCAACGGACACCCAGGUAUGCCCCUGCCUGGACCAAUGGGAGGAGAGUUUGGGCCUCGACCUGCCAACGGACAUGCCUUCCACCCCAGGCCAGGCCCUGGACAUGUCAUUGAUCCUCGAGGUCCACCACCGCCACACUUCCGUCCCCCUCCGCCUCAUCACUUUGGGCCGAUGCCUCCACCACACGGUGUCCGUGGACCUAUGGGACCACGUCCACCCAUCCCUCCUGACAUGCGCUACGCAGGACCACUUGACCACAGGGGCCCACCUAUGAACCUGCCCCCAGGUGGCCCUCCCCAUCCUGCACAUGGUGAUGCUUACGGUCAGCCUUCUCACGAUGCCCUCCAGAACUCAGCAGGAGCUCACAGCGGCCCUGGACAGGACCUGCAUGUGAAGCAGGAGGCCCCUCAGGACUCAGCGAGGCCAGCCAUGGUCAAGCCUUAAAGAUGCCACCAGCUAUGGCAGAGGACUUGAACUUACCCCGAACGCAUCACAUUAACAACCAAGAUCCAGAGGAAUAGGUCAUGAUUAUUUCAUUUAUAAAAGAAAAGCCGCAAAUGUUUAUUAAAAAAAAAAACAUGGUCCUUAAUUAAAGCAUCAUCAAUAAUUGUGUCUGAAUGAACUUGAGUUAAAGAGGGUUACCACUUUUCUAAACUGCUUAUUGUGCAAUAAUAAUUCAUUAUAAGCCAGAGGGUUUUCAUUUCUGUUGAUCUUUUAAAAAAUACAUAUAGCAAUGAUUUUUAAGGGGCGAAUUUUUUAAUGUCAUUUCCUGUGGAAAUUAUUUUAAAAAAGGAGAAACAGGAGGGAGUUUUAGCUUCUAGCAUUUCAGGAAUACCAUCACUUCCCAAAGCUGUUGCUUUAGAACCGACUGUAAAGCAAAAUGUGUAAUUUGAUGGCCAGAUGUAUAACUUAUUUUACUAUGUUGGUAGAACUUUUAAUAAUAAAGAAUGUAAAAGCUGUCA